Messenger RNA from Miscanthus lutarioriparius, 2385 nucleotides. Lineage: Eukaryota; Viridiplantae; Streptophyta; Magnoliopsida; Poales; Poaceae. The record is from the annotation of a GenBank genome assembly.
AUGUCAGCUUCCGAGUUCAGGAUUCCAUACCAGCAAGUUUCUUCUUCACAGCCUACUGAGAAUGUAAAUCAGUUUAAGACCUGUCGAUGUGGGGAGGGAGACCCGAACUCCACAUCUGAAACUGGUGACAGCCCGCUGAUCUCUUGUCCUAGUUGCCAGGUCCUUAAGAGUGGACAUUUACUACUUUCAUCUAAAGGAAUUGGAUGGACAUCAUGGAAAAAGCGCUGGUUUAUUCUUACAAGGGCAUCCCUAGUGUUCUUCAGAAGUGACCCUAAUGUGCCCCCACCCAGAGGGGCUGAACCAAUUGUUACACUUGGUGGAAUCGACUUGAAUAGCUCCGGAAGUGUUGUUGUCAAAGAAGAAAGGAAACUUUUGACAGUGUUCUUUCCUGAUGGCCGUGAUGGAAUGAACUUUCACUCUGAAGGUACCAUACUUGCAGAAACCACAGAAGAUCUAAAUGAGUGGAGAAAUGCACUGGAGAGUGCUCUAGCACAGGCACCCAGCGUAGCAAUUACAAUGGGGCAAAAUCCAAUAUUCAGCACUGACGUAGCAGCAGAGCCUGCUGAAGCUGAAGCUGAACAGUCGGAGGACAGUUCUGUUAUUGGCAGACCUGCAGAAUUUGCACUAGUAGAUGCUGAUGGUAGUCCAUCAUUUCUGGAGAAGGCCCUGAAGUUCAUUGAAGAUCAUGGGGUCAAGGUAGAGGGUAUCCUGCGUCAGUCUGCUGAUGUUGAAGAAGUCAAACGCAGAAUUCGGGAUUAUGAAAAGGGAAGUGACAAGGCAAGAAGACUUGAUGAGAUAAAUAGGGUGAUAUAUGAAGUUUUCCCAGAACCAAAUCGACAAUUGUUGCAGAGGACUCUUAAGAUGAUGCAAAUUGUUGAGUCACACAAAGCUGUGAAUAGGAUGUCUCAAUCUGCUUUGGCAGCUUGCAUGGCACCACUCCUUCUUCGACCUCUUCUUCUCGGAGAAUGUGACAUAGACAAUGAAUUUAGUAUGGGAGGGGACAGUUCAUUCCAGCUACUUCAAGCUGCUGCGGCUGCAAAUCAUGCACAAGCUAUUGUUAUUAUUAUGAUGGAGGAAUUUGAUCAGAUAUUUGAUGACUUGGAAGAAGGUUCCUAUUCUUCAGAUGCUUAUACCGAGUCUGAGGAUGACGAUGUUGAUAAGGAAUAUUCCACAGAUAAUGACAUCCAUGAUGACGAUGGUUCUUAUGAUUCUGGUGAAGAUGACAUUGAAGAAGACUUGGACUACUCUGAUGACAGUGAACAUGAGAUCAACGCUAAUGUCAAGGAUGGCAAGGUUAAAAACAAUAUCUCAGAAACUGCAGAAGGUGCACAGGCAGAGGACAAUAGUCAAUCCAACCAAAAACAAGAAUCAUGUGGACCAAAUGGAUCCAAAGAUCGUAUACUAAGAUCAACUUCUCGUUCAUCGUCUUCAAGAGAAAAAUCUAUGGAGAAAUCAUGCAGUUCAGCACACAAGGGCAAAAAAACCUUAUGGGGCCGUACUUCAGCAAGAAAAGACCUGUCAACAGAGGAGAUUGAAUGCUGCAGCGAUGAUGAGACCCUUAUUGAGAAACUUGAGAGCAACAAGAUUGAUCUCCAAUCGAAAAUUGCAAAGGAGGCCAAAGAAAAUGCAAUCCUACAGUCAAGUCUAGAAAAGCGGAAAGAAGAACUACAUGAGCGCCGUUUAGCACUUGAAAAAGAAGUUGAAAAUUUGAGGGAUCAGCUGCAGAAGGAGAUAAAUUUGAAGACAUCCUUGGAGUCCGGGGUGAUGAAUUUGCGAAGAGGGCAGGUGUCCUUGCCGUCAACAAUAGACAGCAAGGUCAGCGGCCAGCAGCUGUGCUGUGAAUCAUGCAACAAACGGCUUGUAAAUACAGACAGGGUUGGCGGACCUGAAAGCUCAUCAGUGGAAGCGUCACCGACUGUUGGGAGUGAUUCUGCAUCUGACAUGGGUGAUAUUGAGCAGUCAAGGAAGCAAACUGCGCAGCAUUCGCCUUCUUCAACAGCCAAGCCAGGUCACGAGGCGGUCGGGAGCAUCAGCCAGAGGGCUCCUCAAAGAAGGCAAUCGAUUGCCAGGGAGGGCCAAGAUGGGUCGUCGUCAUCAUCCUCUAAUUCGAAGUGGAAUCUUGCGCAGAAACAAUAUUCAAAUAGCCCAUGGAUAAGAGGGCUUCAUGGAUCUAGCAGACUAGAGGAUUUCGGUGGAAGCAUACCACCAGCAGCAUCAACGGCAUUAGUAAAGCUGACAAACCGGCUCAACUUCCUGAAAGAACGGAGGGCGCUGCUGGCAAGCGAGAUGCAGAGCUUGGAUUUGGCUCGGCCCCCAGCUGCUGCUGCUGCUGCUCCAUCAGUCAAGUCCCCAACACCAAAAGGCCAUGAAAGGAAGAAGAGUUGA